This is a messenger RNA of Ciona intestinalis (vase tunicate), 3816 nucleotides long. The record is from RefSeq and is a predicted model, not a curated record. NCBI's taxonomy places the organism in Eukaryota, Metazoa, Chordata, Ascidiacea, Phlebobranchia, Cionidae.
UUAAUGAUUAAUAUCCAGAAGUUUGUCAAGGUAGUAGAACAUGUUUUGUAAACUAACAUAACAAGAACAGUAUCUUACUCAUUCUGCUAAUGUACGGUGCCGCUAACAUUCAAAUCAAUGCUGCCAUGGAUAACUUACGAAGAAAGACCUAUUCGGAAAGCUUGAAAACAACUUUGAACUGCUACCAACUCAGCAGUGCUGAUAGUUUAAGUGGACCUAGUAGUUAUUCUGCUUUAGCUGCUCAACUGUGGUUUAAGGAAAAUAAACAAUCACCACCGAUUCCACCCCCACCUCUGAUACAAAUACCUUUACUCAUGCCAAAUGAUACAUCAACACAAAGAUCAGAAACUAUUCUAGCAGGAGAACGCAUUUCUUGUUUUAUUGUUGGCGGCGAAAAGCGUCUCUGUUUACCUCAGAUUCUGACCUCAGUUUUGCGAGAAUUCAGCAUCUCUGAGAUCAAUCGAACAUGUGCUGAGUUACACAUUUACUGCAGUAGAUGCUCACCAGAUCAACUUGAAAUAUUAAAAGUUUUAGGAAUUCUUCCAUUUAACACAACCCAAUGUGGCCUUAUUACAAAAACUGAUGCUGAAAGACUGGUUUCUGCCCUUGGUGUGGAAUGUGGUCUAAAUUCGAAACCAGACCUUACCAAGUGUGAUAUCAAAGGAAUACGUGUAUACCAUGAAUGUUUUGGUCGUGGAGACGGAAUUUUUUACCCAGAGUUUUAUUUGUCUCCUGAUUCUCCGUGUGUUUCUUGCUUGGAUUGUCGCAUCUCAUUCUCACCAGCAAGAUUUGUUUCACAUUCCCACAGAGGUUUAGAGAAACAUACUUGUCAUUGGGGAUUUGAUCCUGAAAACUGGAGGAAUUAUUUAUUGGUUCCCAAAGAUAAAGAGUCAGGAAAGCAAAACGAUUUAGAGAAUCUGUUAAAAUCUCUAAAAGCAAAGUUCAACUUCAGUAAUUCCCCAUUCGGGUUUAAUACGCCAAGUUUACAUUCUUCGCUUAAAAGAAAACAACCCGAGUUCGCGGCAUCUCCUGUCAAAAAGAGAAUGAAAGAGGAAAAAGUGGAGGAGUCUCUCUUUCUCUCCCCACCACCACCGAUGUGUUACGGACUGCCGUUUAAUAUGAGAUCCGCUUUUAAACCGUGGCAUUCGGCCCUCGGUCACACAACAACUCAUGUCUCGGAAUUUUCACGUCACCAAGAAGCUCUUACCAACGCCUUGCUUCCAGUUAUCCGUAACCGAAGAUCUUUACCCGACCCUGAAAUAAUGUCGCCAAAGACCUUACAGAAAAAAGAACCAGACAGGAAAAGGAGAAGUGAAUCAGAAGAAGGAAAAAUAAAAGAGAAAUUACGUCAACCCGUAUCACCUGUUACUACAAAAUGUGAAGAUCUCACACCUACAAAACAACCAUCCCCAGAAAAAGAAAGAUCAAAUAAUAUUACGACAUCUUCACCCAAAUGUGUCCAGAAACAUCCGUCAUCAGCGGUUACAACAUCAAGCAACCAACAUGAAGAUUCAAAGCAAUUUGUUUCAUCAAUAGCGGGAAUAAACGACCAGCACACAUCUCCUGUGCAUACGUUGGAUUCUGUUCCUCCUCUUGUUGCGAUGAGCAAUGCUGUGGCUGCAGCAUCUGCUAUGCUAGAACUAUCUUCCUCUGGUCAGCACAGAAAUACCUCAGUGGAUUUGGAAAAAGAAAACAAAUCCAGCCAACACAAUGUCAUUCCUCCCACACCAACUCAACCAUGUGUUGUUCCGUUGGAUGCAACUCGCCAGCACUACAAGUGGUCGUUUGAUUCUUCUUCUCAUAUUCUCAGUGCAUCUGGCACUCAAGACAUACGGAUGCUUCAGUCAUUGUUGGAGAAGGAAUCAGACAAGCAGCUGAUAGUUCAUGAACUUGUAAAGAUGAAAUCACGUUUUGAAGAGAAAUUGGAUAUUCAAGCAAGAGUAAAACGAGAUUUGGAAGCGGAGUUGGAACAAGUUAAAGCUUUAAAAAAGCGAAGAUUAGAAGAAGCAACGGAUGCGAGGAAUGAAAUGCAGCAAGAGAUGGACGCUAUGAGACAUGAGCAUGAUAUGCGAAUACAAGAUGUGAACAAAAUGUUGGCUGACAUAUGGAAACAAGUUGAUGAAUUGAAAAUGAAAUCCACUAAUAGUGAAGAUGAUGUGAAUGUCAUUAAAACUUCGGUUUUGGACACAAUUCAAAAACAAGUUGAAGAUCAAGAAAAAGUUGCUGCUGUGCUUCAUGUUGAGUUACAAACAGAACGGGAAAAACGAAUCCAAGCUGAGGCAAAACUUCAACAAAUGGUUGAUGGAUUGCAUGGAAGACUUCCCUUUCUAAUGGACGGCCAUCUUUCCAACAUGAUCCUUGAUUCUGGUAAGACAUCUCAUGAAAAUAGCUUCAGAAAGCCAUCACUUAAUCUGUGUAAUCGGAAAAGUUUGCAAUCAUUAACAUCAUCAUCCGUGUGCAAGAGAUCGCCCUCCAGUGAAGAAGUGGUUGACGUCACAUAAAAGUUUUCUUGAAUUACAACGUCUUGUUCCUAUGAUAUUAAUUAAAUGUGCCACAAUUAUCUGAAUUCUGCUCCAUGUAAUACGUAGCGCAUAAUUAUUGUUUUGUAUAUCUUUUAACAUUUGCACUGCAAUAUACUGUACAGUAAGAUCAGGGCAGUGUUUUUAUGUUGUUUAAACAGCAACAGCACUGUUUUGCUUUUCUUUUAAAUAUGUACAAAGCAAUAGAUAGCACCAAAUACCUCAUACUCUGUUCUCAGAAUGAAUAAUUUUCUAAUGAGACACAAUCUCCCUUAUUUACUGCCUUUAAUAUUGGGACAACUCUUCAUUAAAGCAGCAAAAAUACUUCUUUAAAAGCUUUCAAUAUUUUAUUGAUUUUAAACGUUGUAUGAUACACACAUCUAGUUCAGUUUGUGUUGUUCCCUGUUGUUCCACCUGUGUUCAUGAUUUUAAAACGAUAAGAAGAAAGUCGUGUACGAACCAAUUUAAUAAGUUGUGCACUGCUUUACUUCUUAGAUCUGUUGGCUGUUAUUAUUUUAACCAAAAAAGUAAUAGAACAUCUAUAGUUUAAAAUGGUUCCUGGUUGCAAUGUGUGCCUUCAACAAUAUUGUUAAAGCAUCAUUUACAUGAUUUGUACAUUCAAACAUUUUUUCUUUCAAUAUUCUAACACUUUGUUUCUGCGAAUUUUCUUAUCACCCUCAUACCUCCAUGUUGUUUUAUUUACAUCUCUUUCACGUUGACAGUUUAUAUCUCUUAUUUUUCCUACUAACCACUUGACGGUCAACUUGAAGCUAUUGUAAUUUUAUUUUAUGAUGGUGUUUUCAGGUGUUUUGUUAGUUUUUCAACCAUGUAUGUUGUAGGCACCUCAUGCAAUACUAUACCUCUUAACAAGAAGUCUUUACCUCCAAGUAGGGAAAGCAUAGAUACAGUAGUUUAGACAAACAUGUUAAAAACACCACCUAUGUAACAGCAAAUUUUGUGCCAUACAACUUGGUGCAACGUUCGCCCCGUAUUAAUACAGUCAUGCCACAUAUGACCAAAAUAAUAUCUUGAGAUGUAAGUUCCUAAAUGUUACAAAUACCUUCAUUUUGUGUCAUAGUGAGUGUUUUAUUUGCCACAGAUUCACUCCAGGUGCUAUGCUAUGGAAUCAGAUUUGAUUUCCAUCAUCUGAAGUAUUUAUUUCCAUACCUCAUUCAAAAACAUCUGUGAUAUAUCAUUGUUAUUUGUUAAUAUAUUACUGCUGAUUACUAAUGUUGUAUGUACGUUGUUUAGAAAACAUGUACUGGACACAACUUAAUUAAAUUCAUCAAUUCUUGAA